CUUGCUUGUCUAAAUCUCCUCACAAAGAGUCAAAAUCACUUUUACGCAAAACUACUUCUUCUUCUUCCCUUCGUUUAGAAGACGAAAACACUUUUCAACGCCGAGUUCAACACACAAAGCGUGUCUCUGUGUCUUGCCGUGUAGCGAUGGGAAGAGCACCUUGCUGCGACAAGAAUGGGCUCAAGAAAGGGCCAUGGACGCCUGAGGAAGAUCUCAAGCUCAUCCACCAUAUUCAGACUCAUGGACCCGGUAACUGGAGGACCCUUCCCAAGAGCGCCGGGCUUCAAAGAUGUGGGAAGAGUUGUCGUCUUCGCUGGACUAACUAUCUGAGACCUGACAUCAAGAGAGGAAGGUUUUCUUUCGAGGAAGAAGAGAGCAUCAUCCAAUUGCACAGCAUCUUGGGCAACAAGUGGUCGGCUAUAGCUGCUCGUUUGCCCGGGAGAACUGACAACGAGAUCAAGAACUACUGGAACACCCAUAUUAGGAAGAGACUCCUCCGGAACGGGAUUGAUCCAGUGACUCACGCCCCUCGCCUCGAUUUUCUCGACCUCUCCUCGCUUCUCAGCUCGUCUCUAUGCAACCCUUCUCUCAUCAACAUGGCCAACUUGUUGAAAACGCAAGCCCUGUUGAACCCGGAGCUCUUGAGGCUUGCUUCGACCAUAUUGUCGCUCAAAAAUGAAAACCCAGAUCUGUUCUCACAAAAUAAUCUGCAGGAGAACCAAGUCUCUGAUCCGAAUGCUUUCCCGUUGUCACAUUCCAAUCAAUUUCAAGUUCAAGCUCAAUCUCAAGCUCAACAAGUUCCGGCUUGCACCCCUUCGAGCGUUCCUUGCGGUCCGCUUGUGGACCAAGCACAACUUGGACAGGCCAAUGUGGGAGAUUUCACCUCGAACUUGCCGAGUAAUUUCAGCUGUUCAAACACCGGACAAAUUAUCGUGCCUCCGAUGGUAAGUCAAGAUUUGGUGUCGCAGCCGCAUUAUAUCCAGUGCAAUUCGAGUCCGGCUAGCCCCGCAUCGUUGGAAAAGCUGUGUCACUUCCACCCAAACAUCGGCGACGACCAGAACUUCGGGUUCGACUUGAUCAUGUCGGCGCCGUUGUCCAGUACGACCCCACUGAAUUCAUCGUCCACAUUCAUGAACGGCAGCCCCGAGGAGGAGAGAGAGAGCUACUCCAGCAACUUCUUGAAGUUUGAACUUCCGGAGGGUUUGGACAUCAACGACUUCAUGUGAAUACACGCCUUGCAAUGAUCAUUUAGUGCGGAAUAAUAAAGUGGACGAAGUAGGACCUCUCUUUGUGGCUUUUCUCUGUUUUUUUCUUCUUCAUUUGCCCUUUGUUUCUGGUGAGGCUUUGGUAUGUAUCUUCGUUAGCUGUCAAAAUAUAUGGAAUUCUUUGUAUGCCUGUGCAGAGAAUAAGACUUCUAUCAUCUUUCA
Rhodamnia argentea is the source of this 1427-nucleotide messenger RNA. Its product is annotated as transcription factor MYB41. NCBI's taxonomy places the organism in Eukaryota, Viridiplantae, Streptophyta, Magnoliopsida, Myrtales, Myrtaceae. The record is from RefSeq and is a predicted model, not a curated record. The transcript has 3 exons. Bases 147 to 1226 code for a protein of 359 amino acids.